This is a messenger RNA of Saccharomyces paradoxus, 1743 nucleotides long. RefSeq names its product nuclear protein localization protein 4 (gene NPL4). Gene Ontology annotation, molecular function: ubiquitin binding; ubiquitin protein ligase binding. Gene Ontology annotation, cellular component: nucleus. The transcript has a single exon. NCBI's taxonomy places the organism in Eukaryota, Fungi, Ascomycota, Saccharomycetes, Saccharomycetales, Saccharomycetaceae. Bases 1 to 1743 code for a protein of 580 amino acids. The record is from RefSeq and is a predicted model, not a curated record. Gene Ontology annotation, biological process: ubiquitin-dependent protein catabolic process.
AUGCUUAUCAGAUUUAGAACAAAAAAUGGUACACACAGAGUUUCUUGCCAAGAAAACGACCUUUUCGGAACAGUAAUUGAAAAGUUGUUGGGUAAUCUGGAUCCCGAUGCCGAUGUCGAUACAUUCACUGUUUGUGAGAAGCCCGGUCAAGGUACUCAUGCCGUUUCCGAACUGGUUAAUCGAACAGUGGCGGAUUUAGGGUUAAAGCACGGUGACAUGCUGCUCCUCAACUAUUCGAACAAGUCCGCUAAUGAGAAAGAUGAUGUCGAUGUUGGAAUCGGAUCCGUAGACAUUGGCAACAAGAACAAGCGUCAACACGAAUGUGGUCCGCUAAAGAUCAGAGAACUUGGUGUAGAUGAGGAACUAGAGAAAGAAGACGGCUUAAUUCCUCGCCAAAAAUCGAAAUUGUGCAAGCAUGGUGAUAGGGGUAUGUGCGAAUACUGCUCGCCUUUACCCCCUUGGGACAAAGAGUAUCAUGAGAAAAACAAGAUCAAACAUAUAUCGUUUCAUUCAUAUCUGAAGAAAUUAAAUGAAAAUGCUAAUAAGAAAGAGAACGGCAGCUCUUACAUUGCCCCCCUCACUGAACCAGAUUUCAGAAUCAAUAAGCGUUGUCAUAAUGGCCACGAACCAUGGCCUCGGGGAAUUUGUUCUAAAUGUCAACCGUCAGCAAUUACGUUACAACAGCAAGAAUUUAGAAUGGUUGAUCACGUCGAAUUUCAGAAAAGUGAAAUAAUCAAUGAAUUUAUUCAGGCAUGGAGGUACACAGGUAUGCAAAGAUAUGGCUAUAUGUACGGGUCCUACUCCAAAUAUGAUAACACACCUCUAGGUAUAAAGGCCGUUGUCGAGGCAAUAUACGAACCCCCUCAACAUGAUGAGCAAGACGGUUUGACCAUGGACGUCGAACAGGUUAAGAGUGAAAUGCUACAAAUUGAUAAACAGGCUCAGGAAAUGGGGCUUUCACGUAUUGGCCUAAUAUUCACAGACUUAUCUGAUGCAGGAGCUGGCGAUGGGUCUGUUUUUUGUAAAAGACAUAAGGAUUCAUUUUUUCUUUCAUCAUUAGAAGUUAUCAUGGCCGCUAGGCAUCAAUCAAGACAUCCUAAUAUAAGUAGGUAUAGCGAACAAGGAUUUUUUUCUUCCAAGUUUGUCACUUGCGUCAUAUCUGGUAAUUUGGAAGGUGAAAUUGAUAUUUCGAGCUACCAAGUGUCCACAGAAGCUGAAGCAUUGGUAACUGCAGAUAUGAUCUGCGGGUCCACCUUUCCUUCAAUGGCAUACAUUAACGAUACUACCGAUGAAAGAUAUGUACCCGAAAUAUUUUACAUGAAGUCAAAUGAAUAUGGCAUAACAGUAAAGGAAAAUGCCAAGCCUGCAUUUCCAGUAGACUACCUUUUAGUGACGCUGACCCAUGGGUUCCCUAAUAGCGAUGCGGAAACAAAUUCGAAAUUCAUUACAUCCAUCGGAUUUCCAUGGAGCAAUCGACAAGCUAUGGGGCAAUCUCAAGAUUAUCAAGAAUUAAAAAAGUAUUUAUUUCAUGUGGCUUCAAGUGGGGAUUUCAAUCUUUUACAUGAAAAAAUUUCGAACUUUCACUUGCUACUAUAUCUAAAUUCCCUACAGAUACUCUCUCCAGACGAAUGGAAAUUAUUAAUAGAGUCUGCUGUGAAAACUGGAUGGGAAGAAUCACUACUGAAGCUUGUCUCCUCGGCUGGUUGGCAAACAUUAGUAAUGAUCCUUCAGGAAAGCGGCUAA